AUGAACGGAAACCCGGAUCCAUUGUCGCUUCCAGAGCGUCAAACAUCGCUUAAAUCCCAAAUGAUCACAUUACAAAACGAGUUUGAGAUUGAGCUACUGAUGAAAGACCGACAAGUUUCUUUGAUUGAUAAGAAGUACCGUGAAACUUUGGAAGAAUUGGAGCAGUCGAUUGCUGAUACCAAACAUUUGUAUGAGUCUAAUGGGCACCUGGAGAAAGAGCUGGCCGCAGCGAGGGAAGAACUUGCGAAAUUGAAAAAAGCGGAAGUGAGCAACAAAGCUACGUUUGAUAGAGAAAUCUCUUCAAGAAACAGACAGUUUGAACAGGUGAGAUCGGAUGCGGAGACGAAAUAUUCAGAAAUCAAGCACCAGCACCAAAAUGUUAUCGUUGAGCUGAAUGGGACUAAGAGCACUUUGAAAAGAUACGAAGAAGAACUGAAUUCUCAGAACGAGGAAAUCAAACGUAUAAAGCAAUCCUGCUCGGCGAAAGACGAUGAAAUCGCGACUUUGAAGGCUUCGCGCGUCGUAAUGGCUCAUCAUAACUAUUCCACGGAAGAAUUAGAAGAACUCACGACGCUUAAUACAUUGCUGGCCGAACAAGUAAAUUUCGGUAAAUCUCUCGAAAAGGCCAAUUUAGAGCAGGCCAGCGAGUUGAAAAGGCUUCGAGCCGCUCAAGAGUCGCAACGAUUUUUAAAAAGCGAGAACGAGCGGCUUCGGACUAAAGUGGAGGAAAUUUCAGAGUUGGAAUCUCGAAACGAAGAACUUCAACUUGAAAAUAUCAAUUUAAAAUCGGCUUUGACCUCUUGGGAAGUAUACGACAGUAACAAUGCCGACGGGGUUUCUCUGCCGCCAGAGGAGAUCAUGCGAGAUUGGAGACUGUUCAAACAAGAAAACGUCAAAUUAAUAGAUCAAAAUUCAAGGCUUGAGCUCGAUCUCAACAAUAUGAAAAUUUUGAAUGACGAACUUGCUCUCGAGAGGAAUCAGUUGCUGGAUUUGAACAAGAGCUACGAGACGAGUAUCCUCAAUCUCAAGAAACUUAACUACGAAAUCGAACAGCACAAGAUGCUAUCCUUUGAGGAAUGCAAAAUACUUCGGCGACAGCUCGACGAUAUGGCAUCUGCCUUGGAUGUUGAUAAGUUUAAGAAUCAAGAUGAAACAUCUAAAGAUCAAGUUGAAUCAUUGGUGCAAGUAUACAAGAACAAAACCCAAGACCUAACAAAUGAAUUGAAAAAACUCAAUGAAGAGCUAUUAGAGCAACAGGAAAUGUUCCCUGCAAAGCGACGGAAAACAAGCGAUGACGUUGCCCUGAACUAUUCUCAGCGUUUGAAUGAGCUAAAGCUCGAAAAUGUGGCUCUGGUAAGGAAACUAGAAUCAAGUUCAGAAACAUGUAUAAUGUUGGAGAGCAAACUUAAAAAAAUAGAGGGACUUCACGAUAAGAAAAUCAGAAUCUUACAGCUGCGCAACAGUCCUUUCUUACAAGAUCAAUUAGUCAAAAAGAAGCAACUAACACUACUUCGUCAGGAGAACGAAGUAUUACUGUCCGAAAAUUUUAAUGAGACCAAUUCUUUUCCGAAAUCCGUUUACGAGCGACUCAAAUUUGAGAAUAAUCAAUUAGAGACGGACAUUCACAAUUACAACAAGAAGAUUACGCGUCUACGGGAGGUUUUCAAUCGAAAAUCGCUUGAAUUCAUUGAGGCAGUCAAUUCUUUACUUGGGUUCAAACUCGAGUUCCUUCCUCAUUCGAAAAUCAAAAUGACUUCAUGCUACAAUUCUGAACGAUUUUUAACAGCUGAUCUGGCCAAAAAUACUCUCACAUCCAAUCUAGACGCAGAGGUUGAGGAUUGGCAAAACUUAUUUAAAGACUUCGUGAUAGAAAAGGGCCAAAUUCCCUGUUUUUUGGCGAGCUUGACACUCAAGUUGUGGGAGCGAACUCAGUAG
Messenger RNA from Lachancea mirantina, 1935 nucleotides. Lineage: Eukaryota; Fungi; Ascomycota; Saccharomycetes; Saccharomycetales; Saccharomycetaceae. The record is from the annotation of a GenBank genome assembly.